AUGGCGCGUGCAAAAGAUGUCUUUGCCCAUUUCAUGGUGCAAAACUCCUACUCCUACUCCCAGGCGGAAUGGGAAACAGAAAUAUCCAAAGCAAAAGAGACCGGAAUUGAUGGCUUUGCUCUGAACUGGAUCCCUCCGUAUUGUCAAUCUCCCAAUCUAUCGUGGCAAAUGGACCGCAUAGCCGAUGCUUUCGCUGCCGCGGAAGAACUUGGCUUCAAGCUUUUCCACUCCUUCGAUAUGGCGUAUUACCCGGGCGGGCCUGGGUGCUCGGGAACGGGAUGGACGGCAGAACUCAUUGCUGACCAACUCAACACCAACAAGGACUCUUCAGCAAUGUAUAAAUGGAACGGCGCGAUUCUCGUCUCAACGUAUGCAGGAACCAAUUACGGAAAUGAUCUCUUCCGAGGCGUAAAGGACCAGGCUAGAUCUCGAGGGUUCGAGGUCAGCAUUGCACCUGCCCUUACCGAUUUCGCUCAGGACGCCCAACGCAUCGCCCCAGAUCAAUGUGCGCGUAAUUUAAUUAACCAGUUUCCUGAGAUUGAUGGCUUCUUCAAUUGGCAAGCCUGGCCACUCGAUGUCCCAAGCAACUUGACUGCACAGGCAGACGUCGAGUUUAAGGAAGCAUUGAAAUCCACAGGGCGUACUGGGCCAUAUAUCAUGGCUGUCGCACCCUGGCAGUUCAAGGAUCUCGGCGGCGACUCGUGGGUCCAGAACUCCGACACUCUGUUUAAAUACAGAUGGGAAGAUGCCAUUGAUACCGUGAACCCCGAUAUAAUCGAGAUCCUCACCUGGAACGACUACGCCGAGUCAUCCUAUAUUGCCGAUUUGCCUCCCAAGUCCGAAGACGGUCCAGGUUCUGUCCAGCUCUUCGACCAAGGCAACUAUGUCUACGGAAUGUCCCAUGCCGCGUGGCGCACCAUGACCUCCUAUUACAUCCAGUGGUACAAGACCGGCUCCCGGCCAACCGUCACCUCUGACCACGCCGUUCUGUGGUAUCGUCCGUACCCGAAGUCCGCGCAAAGUUCCAGCGGCAACGGCAGUUCCAGCGUCCGAAAUAGCGCCGGUCCGCAAGACGCGGUCUUCAUCUGGGCCUUGGUAUCCAAGCCGUCCACCAUCUCGACCUCCGUUGGCGCGAACUACGGAAUCCUCUUCGACGUCCAUGAAGCGUCGGUUCCGACAAUGUAUCGCGUCGAUUUUCCGCGGGACUUUGUCGUCGAUAUCCAUCCCAUGACGGCGGUGCUGCGGGAUGGGACCACGGUACAGGCUGCCGACGGGAAAACGCCCAUCACUAAAAACCCGACAUGGACAAACAUGAAUGCCGCCGUUGUCGGAGCCGGACCUCUCGUGCUAACUUUUGGCUCCUCUUCGGGUACCAGGCGUGCCAUUCCAUGGACCGCUUGA
This is a messenger RNA of Eremomyces bilateralis CBS 781.70, 1401 nucleotides long. RefSeq names its product glycoside hydrolase. The record is from RefSeq and is a predicted model, not a curated record. Bases 1 to 1401 code for a protein of 466 amino acids. Gene Ontology annotation, molecular function: glucan endo-1,3-alpha-glucosidase activity. The transcript is spliced from 4 exons. NCBI's taxonomy places the organism in Eukaryota, Fungi, Ascomycota, Dothideomycetes, Eremomycetales, Eremomycetaceae.